AUUCUGAUCACAUAUGCAGAUUGCCAGAAGCACUAGAAGCCAGUUUGCAUGUGGCCUUGUUCACUCCUUUUUUCGCAACUAUUUAAAUUUCCCUAUUUCUAUCUUUAUCAACUCAUUUGAACUUGUUCAUCCACCUUGCUAGUUGCUACUUAGAGAGAUGGUAUCAAUGAGGGCAGUUAAUAUUUUGAUUUUACUUAACAUUAUUAUUUUUACUAGUAGUGUUUCAUGCAACAAACUCCCAUGUCCUCCAAGUUCCUCAGGGAAGUCCCCUGUUCCGAAGCCUGAGGCCAAGUGCCCAAAAGAUACCCUCAAGUUUGGUGUUUGUGGGGACUGGCUAGGGUUGGUUCAUGAGACAAUUGGUGCUAAACCUAGUGCCGAAUGCUGUGCAUUGAUAAAAGGGCUAGCCAAUGUUGAAGCUGCCGUAUGUUUAUGUACUGUGAUUAAAGCUCAUGUGGUGGAGCUUGUGAAACUUGAGGUUCCUGUUGCUCUCAGUUUGCUUUUAAAUUCAUGUGGAAAGAAAGUUCCUGAUGGAUUUGUUUGUGCUUGAUGCUGCUACUCCUGCCACUUCUGCUAUUAUUGAUGUGUGUAAAAUUAUAGGAUUGUUUACUUAAUGCUAAUAAAUAUUGUAACUUGAUAAAUAUGUGCUUGAAAAUUCUAUAUGCUAAUGUUCAAGUAAUGGUGCCUCUUAUUUGCA
Daucus carota subsp. sativus is the source of this 694-nucleotide messenger RNA. Its product is annotated as putative lipid-binding protein At4g00165. The transcript has a single exon. The coding region runs from base 158 to 547 and encodes 129 amino acids. Lineage: Eukaryota; Viridiplantae; Streptophyta; Magnoliopsida; Apiales; Apiaceae. The record is from RefSeq and is a predicted model, not a curated record.